Messenger RNA from Hermetia illucens (black soldier fly), 5818 nucleotides. RefSeq lists its product as uncharacterized. Lineage: Eukaryota; Metazoa; Arthropoda; Insecta; Diptera; Stratiomyidae. The record is from RefSeq and is a predicted model, not a curated record. The coding region runs from base 229 to 4632 and encodes 1467 amino acids. Gene Ontology annotation, molecular function: protein binding. The transcript is spliced from 6 exons.
GCCAAUACGCAGACCAGGUCACGUGACCUUAGUAUGUGUCACCGUGCGAUACUCGAAAAGUCAAAAAGUGCAAUCAACAAUAGUUCGCUGAUCGCUAGGACAAUGUCGCAAUAAAAACAAUUGGCCGUGGAAAAACCGCGUUCGAAUUAGCCGCCUUGGAAGCGGGACCCGGACAUUUGGUCGUCGGUGCAGCUUGCGGCGUCGUAAUUUCUGUUCGAGUCCGUGAAAAUGGCCUACAUAAAUGUGGCGGAAUGGACACCAGAUCAGGUCACCGACUGGCUGAAAGGUUUGGAUGAUUCUAUGAGGCACUAUGUACAUUCCUUCACGAACAACGAAGUAGGAGGGAAACAAUUGCUCAAUAUCCGGCCAUAUGAACUCGAACAACUUGGGAUGAUAUGGAUCGGUCAUCAGGAGAUCGUGUUAGAAGCCGUGGAACAUUUGAGGAAUUUUCACUAUAACAUCGAUAAAGAGAACUUACAGUUCCUCGCGCUGCACGUAGCCACUGCAGCACGCAAUCUCUACAAGCAAUUAAACUAUCACUGUGAUAAGUCGAAACUAGAAACUCAAUUGCUAAAUGAUAUUUCGCGAACGAUUGCCACAACAAAGCCGAUUAUCGGCUGGUUGGAUCGAUCUCCAUUCAAGGGCCAGUUACAAUUCAAUGAAAUUCGAAAGAAUAUGCUUCGUCUUGGAUUGGAGAUGGCAGCGAGCGCACAGCGGGACCGCUUCGUGGAAAACCCAGUGGAUCAAAUUAGUGCACUUGCGGAAAAGCUGGCGAAACUUGCCGACUACAUUAUUCAAGACAUCACCGAUCCGAUGCUUUUGCAACCGUGCGCUUUGAACUUAGUCACAUUGAAAAAGCGUGAAUCGGAGUUGGGAUUCAAUGUGGUCCCGAGCUACCAUGGUAUUCAUCAAAUUAGUGAUAUUAAACACAACUCUCCUGCGCACAAUUCAGGCAAGAUUGAAGACGGGGAUGAAAUUGUUCAGAUCCAUUAUCAAACUGUAGUCGGCUGGCAGUACAAAUCUGUGAUGAUGCAGCUGCGAGAAUCAUCUCCCGACGUCCUGAUAACUCUCAAGAAGUGCCCUAAGCAUACGAAAAUCUAUGGGCAAAUAUAUAUGCAACCAUAUCGAUUGCCUAGUAAGAAACGCGCUUUGCCUGGCAGAUGGGGCGACAAUCUACCCAGUCCUCGGCCUGCCCCGUCAAAUGUUCUUGCGGUUGAAGACUUUACGUUGCCCCUGAAAAUCGCCGAGAAGCACAACUCUUCCGACACCGACUCCUCAUGUAGUGAUAUUCUAACACCAACCGAUUUAAAAUCGCCUGACAAUCAACGUCUGUAUAUGCCGAAGCCGCGAGCGGUGCUGCAACGACGAAAUACAAUUUGCGGGACCGAGUUAACACAUUUGAAAAACAUUGGAAAUAUCCCAUUCUGGGACGAACGGAAACUUCGCCAAAACGAUGAAGCUUCAUCGCCUAGCCUGCGAGACAAAUCUGUUUCGUUUGGAUUUGGUCUGGAGAUCGCGGCGAGACCAGCAACAUGUUUGGGUUUAGCUGGAAAUUCGAAAUUUAACGAGCAUCUGUUGAGCGGUAUGAAUAACUCAUUGUCACAGGUAUCGACUGACAAACACGGAACGAAAGGUGAAGGCACCGUGGCUGGCAAUGAGGGCGGCAAAUCGAAACCGGGGGUGAGCAAGGUAGUUCGGUUUGACGCCAGCAUGAAUUCCGAUAACUACCCAGUAGAUAAUAAGUACACUUGCAACGUAGAAAACACCAUUUUAGAAACUUUCGAACCAAUUCCUUAUGCAGACGAAGAUGAUGUGAAUCAAUGCUUUGAGGAAGAUAGGUCGGCGAGAAAUAAGGCGAAUUCGGUGGAGCCUGUCCAGUGUAUCAACGCAGCCGUUGUGAAUCGGAGGGGAAGGCUCGAUAAAAGCCAUAGUACUCCCGCUUACGAUAACACCGGCGAAGAGUCUGAUACACCACCAGCAAUUGAGCCUAGAAAAGAAUUUCUGCAAAGUACGCCACCUCCUGCUCCCCCACCACGUCCAAAACGCCAAGUAGAAUUACAACCGCCAGCUAUCCCGCCGUCACCAAAGCCACAACUUCUACUCCAACACGAUAAAGUUUCCCUCCAAUACCAACCAACUCCAUUGAAACCUUCUCCAUUAUCCCAAACAAACAACAGCGUACUUUCUACAACUGCGUCUGUGCACCAACACCCAAAGGAGCAAGCAAUCAAAGAGGAAAGUGAACUGGUAACACCAACAAAAACGAAAAGUCUGACUUUGAAAAAGAAAAAUAGUUUGUUAGCCAAACGUCGCUCAGUGACAUUGAAAUCAUUAGGGACAAGCGAUAUUCAAGGACAUUUGUAUCGACGCACAAAAGACAGACAAGGCAUCACAUUCUGGGCGAAGUUGUACUUUGUUCUGAUAGAAACGAUUUUGUAUGGGUUCAAGAGGAAGGACUCGCGCAAGGCCAGUUGUAUGGUAGUCUUGCCCGGUUUUACAGUAUCUCUGGCCAAGGAAGUACAUUCUAAGCAAUUCGCGUUUAAGGUCUACCACCAACUGAAAACUCUCUACUUUGCUGCGGAGUCUGUAGAAGCUCUCAACCAGUGGAUGGAAUACAUUCAACAGGCCACGCUUCAGCAAGAAAAGCCAAAUAUUCGUAAUGACACGAGCGCCGUUGGGUUUUCGGCCACUCCAACAACCGACGCGAUUAGAGAGAUUUUUUCUGAAACUGAUAACACGGAUGACGAAGAAGAUGAAUUGGUGACAUCAGGGCCUGGUAAGCAGCUUACCACGCCAUCGCCCAUUCCUUCAAUUCACCUAUCGAAGUCUGGAUCAGGACAGUUUGGAAGCCCUGGGUCGUUGACUCCGGAUAAUGCGGCAACAGGAUCACCUUCAAAGCACGAAAGAUAUCUAGGUUCUCUGAAGAAACUGGCCGCUUUCAAAAGUGGAACCGAAAAGAAACCGUCAUCGAGCGAUAUUCCUGUUCCAACGGCUCAGUUUCGAAGCUACCGAAAAGUGCCCGGUGGCACGCAUGGUCUGCAGAUUGGAACCAAUACGAGUGGCAUUUAUCAUCAAGACGGAAUGAUGUCCGGCUCGAUCGGGGCUACGGGUAUGUCGGUCAAUUAUACAGCUGAGAGAGUCCGGAAGCAAUCCAUUACAUCAACGUACAGUACUGACUCUAAGGGUGGCAUGGGAUCCGAUGUUGAUAAUAUAUUGAACGGUGAUGGGAGAACGCAUUCGUCGGUUGGCGUACAUUGCCAAGGGGACACAUCACCAAAGUCAGACAAUCCAAAAAAGUUACGCAAGAAUUCUCCUUACAAUUACAUCCACGCCUCAAAUCCAAACUUAGUUGAAUUUGACUUCCAUACAUCGAAAGCAAUGGAUUGCUCACUGCCGAAAAUCAAUGUGGUCUCAAAUGCCUGGGACCCUCAUAAUAACCCACAAGGUCGUGUUACGCUUAUGGACUUGAUGCUGCGAAAGAAAGAGGAGGAAGCAAGAGACAACUACAACAAUCGAGUGCAGUUAGGAGUGGAAAAGAAAGAAGAUCUUGUUCGAGUGCUUUCAAGUCGAAAGGAUCACAUGCACAAUGGCAGUGGAUCCACAUUGGGUCAUGGAAGUGGUGGAAAAUUGUCCAAGAUCCAAAGUCGAAGCCUACCAAAGACCCCUGACUAUGAGAUGAGUUUUAAUCCGGACGAUGAAGACAUCAAACGAACACGAACAAAAGAAGGCCUCAAACUGCGCGAUUUCGGCUAUGAGUUUAUCUACGGAGACGAGCCAGCGAACACGGAUCUGCACAAAGCUUCACGGUCCUCUUCAAGUGCUACGGAUAAAAGCAGUUCUUCGAAAAAGAAAGUAGCUUCAUCGCACGGUACAGUUGUUGCAACGGAAAGCGGUUCAAGCACUGACAAAUCAAGUCGAGGCGGAAGCUUCAAGAAAACAAAAGGAAAAUUCGAGGCUUUCAAGACAUCUAGCGAAAAACUAUUCAACAAACCAUUCAAACAUUCAGACCAUCAUCACCAUAAAAGUGGUAAAAGUUCUUCACAUGCAACGUUCGCACCGUUAACAUUACCCUUGAACAAGAAAACGAACAUCUAUGCACAUUCCUUUGGGGCUAGCGACAAUCUAACUCCGCCCCAAUCGAACAUAAAGAAGAGUCACACUUACAAUUCAGAAUUUAAAGAUAAGAAAAUCGAGAAUAAUCGCAAGAAUUCAGCUCCCGUGCCGAUUCUUACUAAAUUUGUGAUGGCUACGAAAACACCAAAAGAACGGAAAUUGCUCGGAUCGCCAAGUUUACAUCGAGCUAUUUUUGGACGACAACAUUCAAACAACAAUACAUCAGGAGGAGGAGGCGGGGCGGAUUUAGAUCAUGAAACUUUUUCGCCGAUGAUUUUCGGGAAGGCUGGGCACGGGACAUCUGAAGCAAUCAAUGCGAUAGGCAACGAGGACCUUUCGAGCAUUUCGCAACAAUCUUCAACACUUCCGCAGACCAGCUCUGCGGGAACGAGUACCCAUUCAACACCAGACUAUCCUAACAUGGAGUACCCGCCAGUUUUCGAGCCCGAGACAUACUCACUGAGUGAUCCGAACGCAAGUCUGACAUUGCUGCGACGUCGAAACGACCUGAACGAAUGACCGAUAACCAACAUUAUGGUUUCGCCUGUCUGUCUAAUGUAGACGACAGUGCCGAUUUCCUGCUCAAAAUCUUAGGAUCGAAUGUGAAAUAUUUUCAUUUAGAUAUUGGAAUUGUAAAUACUGUUUCUGUGUUUCUUUGACACGAGAGCACCAUAUCUUAUUCAGACUUUUAUAUAUACAUGUGAAUGUGCCAAUGAUUUGCGGAACGCUUCGCUUUGUGCAAGAAUCGAAACUAAAUUGUCUGCCAACUGAUAGCCUAGUUAGCGAGCAUAUUGUCUUAUGAAAAACCCUACUUAGUAGUAUUUGAAGCGAAGACGACAAGAGGGCGCGGCAACGGUUUUCUAUUUUUUUAUCAUCUUUAGGAUGCGUUAGGGAAAAACGCUAUUUUUGUUAUUCGCAUAUUCAAUGUUUUGCUUUUGAAAGCAGUUUUAAUGGCCUUCAGAACACUCGUCUGAAUUCCUUUUCUUUUUUCCGGAACCAAAUGUACAUAUUUUGGGGCUGCCGAACAAGAGGAUGACCCCUCUCUCGAGCGCACAAAAUGUAACCGCAACACCCCACGCAGAAAAGUUUUAAGUAACUAAUCUGCGUGUCAAAUGAGGGGAAUGUGAAUUAAAGGCCGAAAUUUGGUGACACCUUUGUGCCACGGGCCGAUGCUUCAAUGAGGCUACCCUCACUGCUGUGCCCUCAACAUAAACGACUCAACGCACGAUAUAUCGUUGAUAUUAUGGUAACAUGACGAUGAAUGGAAAAAGUGAAAUUGGGACCUUUUUUACCUCCCAUCUAAUGAAUAAAGUACUUUAUUGUCGUUAUCAUUAUUUCAAAGCAACUUUACUACAUCUUUGUAUUAUGUAUUUGUUAUUUAGGCUACAGAUAUAAAGUGAGCACAGCUUAACGCGGGCCAUUUCGAAUAUCAAACAGUUUCAGCCGAUUUCCACUUUUGGAGAAUCUGUAAGAAAGUGUCAAGUUGUUCUUAGUAAAUUAUUUGUAACUGUUUAAGUUUUUUUCGGAAUAUUUAGUGACCUAAGUGAGUGAAAGAGAAGAAGGACGAUUUGGUAGACGAAAUGGCCACAAAAUCUUUACCUGUAGUGCCUUUUUAGAAGAAAGACUCGAAAUUAUUUAAAGUUAUGUUUUAGAACUGUAUUAUUCAUUUUUUAAACACUAUAAUAUAUUUGAAAUAUCAUCUGAA